CCUAGAAAUCAUAAGGAGGGGUUGCACGCCAUUACACUACGAAGUGGGACUGUGACUUUGGAUGCACCGCAGAAGAGUGCCAAGAAGGUGACCCAGAUCACCCCUGAGCCGGAAGAAGACCUGGUGAUGUAAAAGGAGCCAGAGGAUCAAGCUCCAAAGCCACAACCUGUAGUGGCCGAAUACAAGCCUAAGCUCCUUUUUUCCACCAGGAUUUACAAAGACAGAAUGGAGGCAGAGUUCGGAAACUUCUCGUCCAUGCUUAGGAAGUUGCAUGUUCAAGUGCCCUUCAUGGAGGCACUAUCUCUGAUGCCUAAGUAUGCGAAGUUCCUGAAGGAGCUUCUCUCGAAGAAGCAAAGGCUGAGCGAGCUAGCCAUUGUGGAGCUCAGCGAGGAGUGCUCGGUCGUUCUGCAGAACAAGCUUCCGCAGAAGCAGAAGGACCCAGGUAGUUUUACUAUCCCGUGCUCCAUAGGUAAAUUGCAUGUAGAGAGGUCCUUGGCUGAUCUAGGUGCUAGUAUUAAUGUGAUACCAUAUAAAUUGUUCAAGAAACUAGGACUAAGUGAACCCAGUGCAACUAGGAUGAGUAUUCAACUAGCUGGCCGAUCUAUAGUUCAUCCCAGGGGCAUAGUGGAAGACCUUCUGGUUAAGGUUGGCAGAUUCUUUUAUCCUGUGGAUUUUGUUGUAUUGGACAUCAAUGAAGACACAGAAGUGCCCCUUAUACUAGGAAGGCCUUUCCUGGCCACCGCCAAGGCUCUCAUAUAUGUACAUGAUGGGACCUUAGUCUUGAAGGAUGGAGAGGAGCGAAUAACAUUUACCAUUGCUAAUACUCUCCCUGCUUCAUCGCCCUUGCAUGCUGUUUCUCACCAGGAGCACGAGUCUGUCGUGUAUCCUUCUGUGCUUCCCAUUUUGCAGGAUCCCCCUCCCAUACCUUCGCCGCCACUCCCGUCCACUCCGUCACCAAAGGAAAAGAUCAGGGUGGAGUGGCGGCCAAAACUGCACGCAGCUAAGCCUGCUCACAAGAAAGCAGGAGACCACUAUGAGUUGGUCCCGCCUCCUGAGCCUCGACUACCUUGGCCAUCCGAGUAUUCACUCGCUUGCAUCCUGCCGGAUGGCCGGGUUGAGUUGACGAGUGCUGGUGGUCACACCCAUCAUGUGCAUGGCCACCAUCUGAAGCUGUACCUCAAGAGCGACGUGGAUCCUCUCUUGGAGGCAGUUGUUCCUUCACCUCUCUGAGUAUCCACCCUACUAGCGUUCAGCUAAAAGACGGUAAAGAAGCGCUUGUGGGGAGGCAAUCCCACCAAGGUUUGUUUUUUCUUCGUUUGUUUUCGGUUUGUCCACUUGGAACUAUAGUUUCUAUCACCCAGUGUGUUUUGAUGACUCUAGACCUACUGACUGGUCCCAUUUCCAACUCCCCGACAUUCCGUAUUCCCGGUAACAUCGUUCCCCCUUAUCUUUCCCUUGCUCCAUUGAGGGCAAUGUCGUGCUUAAGUGUGUGUGUGUGGGGUGGGGGGGGGUGUUUAUCUAUUUUUGACUGCUAGAUGAGUUUGUGUGCUUGGAGCCUAGUCCACUGUCCAAUUUGAUGAAUUGAGGGCUCCAAGUACUAUUCCCUGCAAAAUCUUGCUCAAUAUGCUUUGAAUUGACAGUCUUUAUGGUGAUAUGCAACCUAGGGAGGUAGUUGUAGCACUAUGGAGGAUGUUGAAGUAUAAGAUUUUUCCUAUCGGUCUCUCUGCUGUGCCAGUUGAUUUUGUGAACUAGUGGAUUUAGGACCGUUGAUUCAUGUGGUAUUUCAGGUCCUAGUACGUGAAUGAAGGUUUAGGAACGAU
This is a messenger RNA of Linum trigynum, 1820 nucleotides long. Lineage: Eukaryota; Viridiplantae; Streptophyta; Magnoliopsida; Malpighiales; Linaceae. The record is from the annotation of a GenBank genome assembly.